GCUCCAUGAGCCAAAGAGGCACGCAAUGUAAGUGAUCGGAAUUAGCCCAGAAACUCACUCUCCCACGACGGAAAGUGUCCGAAACAACAUGAAUCGACCGACAUGAACUGAAUGGUAAUCAUCUUCCGAGAAAAAGUGGAGCGGGUUUUCGUCUUGGAAAAGAUAUGCCGGACUCAACAUAUGAAGAAGAAGGAAAGCCCUGAUGAAAUAAGAAGGCGAAACACAAGUAAAAGGAUCAGAAGUGUUAUUAUUCCAGCCCCCAACCCUUUUGGCCUUUUUGCUUUUCUCCGUGCACACUACUGGAACAUUGGAAAAUUCGCGGACACUGGGACUAAUGGCUUCUUCUGUGGAAAUGGUGACAGAGCCAACUUUUACGAAACAACAAGUACGAGACAAAGAUGCAGAGGUGACGGUAGAUGAUACAGAUUCCGAGUUCUCCAAGAAUCCGAAAAGAAUCUCUCGCUAUGUCAUUUUCGCAUCUGCACUUGCCAAUUUCUCGGAUGGAUAUCAGAAUAAUCUCUCUUCAAACACAAACGUCGUCUUCAAACACACACUCUCUUCUGCCUAUACAUCUGCCAUCCAGACUAGGAUUUCUAAUGCACUGUUGGUGGGUGCGGUGAUUGGAAUUGUUCUGUUGGGCUAUGUCUGUGAUGUUUGGAGUCGAAGAGGUGGGUUGUGGGUAACGAGUUCUCUGGUUGUGGUGGGUAGUUUGAUGGCUACCCUCGUGUUCCAGGUCGAGGAGCGAGGGGUGGAUGCAAUGAUGUGGUAUAUGACUAUUGCGAGAGGUGUUACGGGGGUCGGUGUGGGAGGUGAGUAUCCUCCUUCUGCUGCUGCUGCGUUGGAGGGGAGCAAUGAGCAUUACGAUCAUAUCAGAGGUCCUAUUCAAGUCCUUACCUCGACUCUUAUGGCCACUUCUGCGGCACCCAUUUGUACAGCAAUUUACCUCAUCACUCUGGUUGCCUCAAACGACAAUCUGCGCACAGCUUUCCACGCCAUCUACGCCAUCUCCAUCUUCUUACCCUUAUUUGUCGCCAUCCUACGUUUCCGAAUGCGUGAGGGUAUACUCUUCCGCCGCAACAAUUUCAGAAAACGUACCUCCCCUCCUUAUUUCUUGGUCAUCAAGAGAUAUGGUUGGAGAUUGCUAGGAACUUCGGCUGCGUUUUUCGUUUAUGAUUUCAUCAAUUUUCCGAAUUCCAUCAUGAGUUCGGCGAUUAUCAAUGAAGUUGUUCCUGGAAAAGACACAAGGACGACAGCACAGUGGCAGUUUAUCCUCGCUUUACUCGCCGUGCCCGGACCCAUCAUUGGCAGCUACCUCACCAACCGCAUCGGAAGACGCUGGACAGGCAUAGCAGGAUGGAGCGGCUACAUCAUCCUCGGCUUCACAAUCGGCGGCUGUUACUCCACCCUUACAACACACAUCCCCGCCUUCGUGGUGCUAUACGGAUUACUCCAAUCCUUCGGUCACAUGGGACCAGGCGCCACCAUUGGCUUGAUGAGCGUAGAACUCUUCCCCACACAAGUCAGAGGCAUGAGUUAUGGCAUCUCGGCAGCUUUUGGCAAAGCGGGAGCCGCGGUGGGAACGCAGGUUUUCACACCCAUACGCGCUGCUGCUGGUCCUGCGAGUACGUUCUAUCUCUUGGGUGGCUUGAGUGUGUUGGGGGCGGGAAUUUACUAUAUUCUUCCCGAGGGCAGGGAUUUGGAUCUAGGUGUUGAAGACGAGAGGUUUAAUGUUUGGCUUAGGAGGAAAGGGUAUAAGGGUACUGAGGGUGCAGAAGAGUGAGGAAGUUUGUCUUAAGAGACGAGUAAUUUUGUAGAAGAAGAAUCAUGUGUACGAAUUGCGAAAUUGAAAUCAAAACCCAUCAAGGCUCGUCAAGCUAACAUGCGCUUCGAAAGAAG
Molecule: messenger RNA, 1896 nt
Organism: Aureobasidium subglaciale EXF-2481
Lineage: Eukaryota; Fungi; Ascomycota; Dothideomycetes; Dothideales; Saccotheciaceae
Exons: 3
Coding region: 335-1780 (481 amino acids)
Biological process (GO): carboxylic acid transport; transmembrane transport
Cellular component (GO): plasma membrane
Molecular function (GO): carboxylic acid transmembrane transporter activity
Source: RefSeq, a predicted model, not a curated record